Messenger RNA from Symbiodinium sp. CCMP2456, 509 nucleotides. Lineage: Eukaryota; Dinophyceae; Suessiales; Symbiodiniaceae. The record is from the annotation of a GenBank genome assembly.
AUGUCUCAGAUGUUUGGUCCGAAAAUACCACGGCGCUUUGUGGAGCCUCUUCAGAAGAUGCCCUUUGGGCGGUUGGCGCUUUGGGGACCUGCGGACCCCGAAGAGGUUACGCGCUUAUACCUGAACUUCCUCGAACCUGCGGCAGACUUCAUGACCACUUGUCGGGGCCGCAAGCUGCACAGCAUGCACAUGGAGUUUGACGAAGAGGUGCCCUGCUCCCGCCUCAGUCAUGUCGCGAGCUUCGCAACGCACUGGGAAGCGCUGGACCUCGCUGCCCAGGAGGCCCAGGAUGUCAUCGAGGCUACUAGCCAGCUGCAGCUCAGUCGGCUGCCUGGUCUACCGACCCCGUCGACCUCCAAUGUUCUGGAGGUACAGCAGGCGUCCCUCCAGCCUGACGCUCCUCGCUACAAAUUGCGCUGGGGCCUAAAAGAGGACUUUGGACUUCGUGUUUGCACAGCCUUGCUGUGGCAUGGCGAUCCCGAGGAGGACUUGCUCCACCCGGGCUUGGU